Molecule: messenger RNA, 888 nt
Organism: Recurvomyces mirabilis
Lineage: Eukaryota; Fungi; Ascomycota; Dothideomycetes; Mycosphaerellales; Teratosphaeriaceae
Exons: 2
Coding region: 1-888 (295 amino acids)
Cellular component (GO): membrane
Source: RefSeq, a predicted model, not a curated record
AUGAGGGUCGCUCAGGACAAGCUGCAGAGUAUCAAGACUGGUCUACACGGUGCUCAGGGUGUCUGCAUCUUCAUAGUGGGAUGCCUGGCCUUGGGUGUUCUCACCAAAGAUGGGGGGACAGGUAGUGCCAUAGGCUUCCUGUUCGGCCUGUGCUUCCUUAGCAUACCUGCCCUCAUCUACCAGAUUAUGGUGCCCAUGUGGUCCCGAGCAUCGCGUUUCGCCAAUGUCUACGCAUACACAGCCAUCGACCUUGCCUUCACGAUCUUCUGGUUCGCAGCCUUUGUAGCAGUCGCAGUAUGGAACAACAGUGGAAAUCAAAUCAAAGAUGAGAAAGAUCAGAAGCAGGCCUCUGGUACUGGCACAUGCGGCAAAUUUGCCCAUGGCAGUGUUGCGAAAUGCGAAGUGAGCAGAGCGAGUGCUGGUUUCGCGUUCAUUACGUGCUUGCUCUUCGCUGCAACAAGUGCACUGAGCAUCCUGAAUGUCAUCAAGCACCGGCGGCCAGGCGGUAUAAAACAGAGCAGGCCAAAAAGACUGCCGAUGGACGAGACGGCGAAGGAUAUCUGGAACACGAACACGGACGAGCUGGACCCGUCCCGUCAGUCAGAAGAGAACCCUUUCGACGAAAGACAUGCUUAUGGCCAGGUUUCUCAAAUUGAUUUGAACUGUGGCGGUGUAUCACCAAUCAACAGCAGCGAUGAUGUGCGAAGCGUGAGUGCUCAUCCUGGCCGCCCUCUCAGCUACGGUUCGUCGACGAAUCUGUCAAUCGCGCCACCAACAAUAUAUGUCGAGACGGAAGCGCCCAGUGCAUUAAGCCCGAACGGCUACGAGCAGACACCACGGGGGAGGUUCAGCUUCCCGAACGGCAAUUACAACGAGGCUUUCAGGUAG